Molecule: messenger RNA, 2537 nt
Organism: Esox lucius (northern pike)
Lineage: Eukaryota; Metazoa; Chordata; Actinopteri; Esociformes; Esocidae
Gene: taf1b
Product: TATA box binding protein (Tbp)-associated factor, RNA polymerase I, B
Exons: 15
Coding region: 523-2319 (598 amino acids)
Biological process (GO): nucleolar large rRNA transcription by RNA polymerase I; RNA polymerase I preinitiation complex assembly
Cellular component (GO): RNA polymerase I core factor complex; RNA polymerase transcription factor SL1 complex
Molecular function (GO): RNA polymerase I core promoter sequence-specific DNA binding
Source: RefSeq, a predicted model, not a curated record
GCGGUACGGGUUGGUUGGGUCUACGUAGUGUGUUGAAGCCUCCAAAUCGUUUCGGUUUGUUGGCCGAAAAUGCAAUUUCCAGCUUAGAAGAUACGUCUAGGGUAAAAUUUACAGUUUGGGUUACUUCUAGGUGUAGGGUUAGAUAUUAGAUCUCAUGAGUCACUCUAGAGUUUAGGCAUAACGGUUAGGUUAUGGAGGUUAGAGGUUAAGUUUUAUGGCUAGGGAAUAUGGAACAUGUGUUUCUGGGUUAGGGUUUGAAGACCCAACAAGUAUUCCAAAAACAUAAAACAAUUUAUUUUUCAUCUUAUACACUGAUAAUAACAUUUUCUAUGUGUGAUCCGGUCUCACCCGUUUCCACGGUAAAACACGUUUGUUUCCGGUCGGAUUAAUUUAUUGGUAACACACAGGAAGUUUGUAUUCUACCACAACAAACCACCAUGUGAUAAAAUAUCUACUUAGUUACUGUACUGUAGUUACCUAGUUAUAUUUUGAAUCUGAUUUGAAACAAACGUCUUGUAAAAAAUGGACGAAGAACAAACGGGGGGCUACAGUGCGAUCUGCGGCCAGUGUGGAGAAGUCGAUUGGCGGGUGUCGGAAGAGGGCCGCUUCUACUGCAAUUCCUGUCACAAUGUCAUUGAGAGAACCAGAGAGGAGGUGGACACGAAUACGCUGAUGGUUGGUACCAGCAGAGUGUCCAGCAUCUCUAAGGGAAUCAAAGGGAAAGGAUUAGAGCGGGGCCGAGAGUGGUUUGUGUGUGAGGGGUUUCAAUUCAUCCUGAAGCACCAGGCCGAGGCCCUCCUGGCCAUGGGCGUCAGCCCCCGGUUCAAGGACGAAGUGCUGUGUCAAUUCUGGAGGAUGUACCUACAGAAGAGCCGCCAGGCCUACACAAAAAAUCCUGUGCAUGAUGGGAAAUUUAGAAUGCACUCGCAGGGCUCCCAGGAGUCAGGCUGUGAUUCUGAGUCUCCAGUGCCCAGUGAUUCAAUGAUGUCGGCCAGUGAGACGGACGGGGAUGCCAGUGGCGCUGGCUCUGGCUCAGGACGCCUCAGUGGCGACGAGGUUUCCUCUGUGUGUUCUGGUUCUAAGGAUGCCGUCUGUUACCUGACGCCACGCCAGAGGAGGAACCAGAAGCUGAUGAGCAUGCCCAAGACCCUGGCCCUGUGUCACCUGGCCUUGUUGUGGUCCAGGGAGGCCAUCACCCUGGCAGACCUGCUCAGGUUUGUGAGUCAGGGCCACAUCCCUUAUGUGAACGCCUACGAGAACUUUCCAGAAGAGAUGAAGCUUUACGGCCAAGACUCCAUCAUCUUCAGAGUGGAGUCCAUCCCCUCUCAUGGGAGAUUGCACAAGGAGGCCCGGACCCUGGCUGUGUUCCUAGGGCUCCCCCCAUUCCCCCCCGUCACACCGGACUGCCUCCUACAUCCUUCGCUACUCACCGUCCGCUACCUCACCGAAGCCAACCUGCCCGACGAGUUGCAUGAUUGGGUCUGCAGGAUCAUGAUGAUUGCUGGAUUGGCGUCUGACAUGACCUUUGAACCCAUGCGAUCCAGGUCCCCUCUUCCCCUCUACGACAUCCAGGCUGCUGCCCUCAUCAUCAUCGCCAUGAAGCUGCUUUUCAAACUAGACGACAACACUGAGUGGGAUUUAUCCAACUAUUCAGCUGACCAGAACAAGGACAACCCAGAUGGGAAUAAUUUCAGCCUGAGGAGGUGGUACAGGACCGUGCAGUCGGCCCUCACCAAGGCCACACAGACGCAAAACGACAACACAGCCAGGAAACAUUGGAAGUCUGAGAAACCUCUCUACCCCUCGAGGAAAGACAAGUCGGUCAUUCUCAAAAGGAGACGUAUUGCGGAGCAGCUUCAGUUGAGUUUCCAGAAGUUGUCUCGCUCCCCCACGGCCCCUGCCCCCUCCCCUCCCUCCAGUUUCUGUUUCCGCUGGGCGGGGGAGGGGGAAACGGGCCGGGACGGGCCCAGCCUGCACCACCAGACCCUGGACAGCAGCGUUUGUCGUAGAGGGGGGACCCUCCAGCCCUUAAACCCAGAGUACUGGCAUCCAGCACCAAGAGCCUGCAAGACCAGGGUUUCCACAAGUCACUACGCGGAGGCGGAAGCCACUCUGCCCAGGAUGUUCGUGUGGCUUUUGGACCUUUUCUCUUUUCUUCUGGGGGUGAAACCAGGCUGUGUCUAUGACCAAGUACAGAAGUUGGAGAGAUGCAUCCUAAGGAACAGCAAACAACAGCCUGGGGCAAGAACUACUCCCAGAAAGGCCCGGGCCAGUAAACCGGGCGACGGCAAACAAACAGGAAAAACUUGUUCUAGGUAGCAAGAGUGACAUCAAUGAGAGCUAACUGCUGGGAUGGUAUUGUGUGUUGUUGGGAUGUGGCUUAUAUAUUUUUUUGUCUCCUGAAACAUUAUUGAUAAGUGUUUAUGCAUUCUGUAAAAUGUUCCUCUCUGCAUUGCCGUUAAGAAAUGCCAGUGACACUUCGCCCUGCAGAAGUUUGUGAACAUGCUAUACUUACAUUAAACUGUUUUAUGUUAUUA